AUGGCGGCGGUGCGGGCCGCGCUGCUGGCGCCGCUGCUGGCGCUGUGCCGGGCCGGGCCGGGGCCUGCGCCCGCCGCCCGGGUGGAGGUGGCGGUGACCGGGCCGGGGCCGGGGCAGGGCCCGGGGGAUGGUGGCGGCAGCGCGGCCGCGGGGCCCGGAGGCUCCUACACACUGCGCGGUGCCGUGCUGGGAGCGGGGGGGCCGCGGGACGAGGAGGAGCAGGAGGAGAUCCGCGGGCGGCUGCUGCUGGUGGGGGACGCGGAGCCCGAGCUGGGCACUGACGGCAGCUGGAUCGGGGUGGUGCCGGUGGGCGAGGAGCCGGCGGAGCUGCCCCGCGGCGCCCGCGAGGAGUCCUUCACCACCGCCGUCGUCAGCAAGAUGAAGCGAGCCCUGGUUCUGGGGGCCUCGGCCCUGCUCAUCCUGGCACUGAACCAGAAUGCCAUCCGGGAGCUGGACGUGUCCCAGCUUCUUGCCAAGCCCGUGAUCGUGAUCCAGUCCUCGGACAACGUCACCAGGCUGCUGGGAGCGCUGCUGCGGUAUGGCUGGGGUUGUGGGGCUGUGCCCUGCUCCCUGCCUGGCCAGGCCGCCCGGCGGUCCUCAUGCACAGUGCAUGGGCUGGGGGCGAGCUGGAGCAGUGCAGAGCCCACAUGGCAGGUUACCAGCAGCCCUGGUGCUGUCAGUGCUCGUCCCCACCACUGCAGUGAUGGGACCCCUCGGUCUUUCCUACACGUGGUCAGUGGGGAUCGCUGCUGUGGUGUCAUGGGGGGAAACUGAGGCAGGGCACUGGGGGGAAGAGGUUGUGCGGGGUUGCUCAGGGCUGGGCAGGGGCAGUCCC
This is a messenger RNA of Pezoporus occidentalis (night parrot), 835 nucleotides long. RefSeq names its product ring finger protein 215 (gene RNF215). The transcript has 4 exons. The record is from RefSeq and is a predicted model, not a curated record. The coding region runs from base 1 to 774 and encodes 257 amino acids. NCBI's taxonomy places the organism in Eukaryota, Metazoa, Chordata, Aves, Psittaciformes, Psittacidae.